AGGACUAUAGCUAGGCAGGUUGAGAUGGUCCAACAGAUUGGAAAAGGUCGCUAUGGGGAAGUUUGGAUGGCAAAGUGGCGUGGUGAAAAGGUAGCUGUGAAACUGUUCUCCUCCACUGAGGAAGCCAGCUGGUCCAGAGAGAAAGAAAUAUAUCUGACGGUCUUGGUGAGGCAUGAAAAUAUUUUGGGAUUUAUUGCUGGAGACAUCAAAGGCACAGGGUCCUUGACCCAACUCUGCCUAAUCACAGACUACCAUGAGAAUGGGUCCUUAUAUGAUUAUCUGCAGUCUACUACCCUAGAUACCAAAGCAAUGUUAAAGUUGGCCUACUCUUCAGUCAGUGGCCUGUGCCACUUACAUACAGAGAUCUUAAGCACUGAAACAAAACCGGCAAUUGCACAUCGUGAUCUGAAAAGUAAGAACAUCCUGGUGAAGGAAAAUGGAGCAUGCUGUAUCGCUGAUCUGGGAUUGGCCGUUAAGUUUGUCAGCGUCACCAGUAAAAUAGAUGUCCCGGCCAACACUCGAGUGGGCACCAAGCGUUACAUGGCGCCCGAGGUGCUGGAUGAGACUUUGGAUCACAACCACUUCUAUUCCUACAUCGCAGCAGAUAUGUACAGUUUUGGCCUCAUUCUGUGGGAAAUUGCCCGGAGAUGUGUGUCAGGUGGAAUAGUGGAAGAAUACCAGCUUCCCUACUAUGACCUGGUACCCAGUGAUCCCUCCUUUGAAGCUAUGAGGGAGAUCGUGUGCAUCCAAAAACUCCGUCCCUCCGUUCCCGACAGGUGGAAUAGUGAUGAGUGUCUACGGCGGAUGGGGAGGCUCAUGAUAGAAUGCUGGGCCCACAAACCUUCUUGCCGUCUCACAGCCCUUCGGGUUAAAAAAACCCUUGCCAAAAUGUCAGAGUCGCAGGACACACCAAACUCUAAUUGAAGGGAGAAAGGAAACCUCUGGAGAUGGCCAGCACAGGUUUUUCCU
Molecule: messenger RNA, 969 nt
Organism: Phascolarctos cinereus (koala)
Lineage: Eukaryota; Metazoa; Chordata; Mammalia; Diprotodontia; Phascolarctidae
Source: RefSeq, a predicted model, not a curated record